Molecule: messenger RNA, 631 nt
Organism: Sesamum indicum (sesame)
Lineage: Eukaryota; Viridiplantae; Streptophyta; Magnoliopsida; Lamiales; Pedaliaceae
Source: RefSeq, a predicted model, not a curated record
AUUCAUGUCAAAGUCUGCGGCUCAACCGGGCCCUUCUUGUACUUGUUCCAAAACCUAAGCCAACGCAUUCCAGUUCCUCCGAAAAAUGGAGUCUUUUUCCGAUGAAUCAUUUGCUCUCUCCUAUUGGGAUUACUUUACUUUUGUUCUUAUUCGUCCUGUGCUUGCUGUUCUCUUUACUCUCUCUCUACUCUUCUUCGGUUGGUUCCUGGCAUGGAAACUGGUAUUGGUUCAUGUACCUCUGGUGCAGGAGAUCUUUGGUCUGAGGAAGAAACCUGUCAAGCCAAAGCCAGUUGGUAGAAGAAGAUUUACUGAAUUUUACAACAGACUUAAUGCCCAAAAUCCCUCUUUGGAAUGAAAAUUUCCUUGUGCCAGAAUGUCGCUACAAGAGAUUGAAGUACUGUCAAAGAUAGCACUGGUCUGAGCUCAUCUGCAAUCUGGUACCUACUGUUUAAGAGGAAGCUUCAAAUGAUAGCUGCUGCAAGUAGAGGGCUGGAAGAGACUGCAACACUUGUUCUUGCAUUAACUUGUCGGUAGAAGCCUGUAAAUGGGUCGUAUUUGUAAUUACUAUGGAGGGUAACAUGUAUCAGUUUACACAAUUAAUGUAUAAUGACUUUGAUCAGUUCUCUGACCA